Mangifera indica (mango) is the source of this 1861-nucleotide messenger RNA. RefSeq names its product protein phosphatase 2C 77-like. The transcript is spliced from 5 exons. Gene Ontology annotation, biological process: protein dephosphorylation. The record is from RefSeq and is a predicted model, not a curated record. Lineage: Eukaryota; Viridiplantae; Streptophyta; Magnoliopsida; Sapindales; Anacardiaceae. The coding region runs from base 193 to 1671 and encodes 492 amino acids. Gene Ontology annotation, molecular function: cation binding; protein serine/threonine phosphatase activity.
CUUCUUUUUACUUGUUUCUGCUUCAGCUGGUUUCAGGGUUUCUCACAUGUUUUUUUUUUUUUUUCUGAAUUAGUUUGUGUUUUGAAAAUGGUUUCAUAAGGCUGAGGGAAGGUAUCUCUAGAGCUCAUGAAGAUGGAAGAAAGAAAGACUAGGUGCAAGAGGGGAAAAGGAAGCUGAACAAUAGCAGUGAAGAUGAUUUUGGACGGUUUCGGAAGUAGGAGAGAACCAAUGGAGGAAACGGCGGUAGCUGUUCCAUUUACGCUUAGUUCCAGAGUCUCCAACGAGUCAGCAAUGGAGAUUACUGGGCUGAAGUUUUUAGCAGACACUUCAAGCUUGUUGUCGUGUGGCAAUAAUGGAUAUAAUAUGAGAAAUAAUCAUGGUGGAAUCUCAGAAAUGAUAAAUGAAGAAGAGGGUAGUUGGAAUUCCACUAGGAAAGAUGAUUUGCAGUCAGUACUUAGUGAUUCAAAUGGCAUCUCUAUGCAGGAUUGUUCAGCUUUGGCUUCUAGUUCUCUGACAAACUCACUGGUGACAUUGGAUAGGAGACAAACUGGUGACAGUGGUGAAGUUAUUAAAGUAAGCUCUGAUGAACCAAAUUUUAAUUUGAAGGCUGAGCAGAUUUCUGUUGAUGUUGAUGGAGAUUAUGGGAAUAGCAAUGGAGAAUUAAGUUCUGAAGUGCAGCAGGAAAAGAAAAUAUGCAGAACAGGAAGCCUUCCAUUAGAGAACUUAUCCUGUUGGGGGUUCACAUCAAUCUGUGGUAAAAGACCAGAAAUGGAAGAUUCUGUUGCAGUUGAACCAAGAUUUUUACAAAUUCUAACUCAAAUGCUCAUAAAUGAUAGCACGAAUUCAAUUCUUCCAAGUCAUUUAACAGGGCAUUUCUUUGGUGUCUAUGAUGGGCAUGGAGGCUGUCAGGUUGCGAAUUACUGCCGCGAACGAAUCCAUAAGGCUUUGGCCGAGGAGAUAGAGACUGAGAAAGCAAGAUUAAGUGAAGGAAGUGUUGGGGGCAACUGUGAGGAGCUUUGGAAGAAAGCCUUCACCAACUGUUUUCUGAAAGUUGAUGGUGAAAUUGGGGGAGCUGAUGAACCAGUUGCCCCUGACACUGCUGGUUCCACUGCUGUGGUUGCCAUAAUAUCACCAACCCACAUAAUAGUAGCAAAUUGUGGUGAUUCAAGAGCAGUUCUUUGUCGUGGAAAAAUGCCGAUGCCCUUGUCAGUUGACCACAAACCAGAUAGAGAGGAUGAAUUGGCCAGAAUAGAAGCUGCAGAAGGCAAGGUAAUACAAUGGAACGGUUCACGUGUUUUUGGUGUUCUCGCCAUGUCAAGAUCCAUAGGUGACAGAUAUUUGAAGCCAUGGAUAAUUCCAGACCCAGAUGUGAUGUUUGUUCCUCGAGCAAAAGAAGACGAUUGCCUUAUUUUAGCAAGCGAUGGCUUGUGGGAUGUGAUGACCAACGAGGAAGCCUGUGAUGUUGCCCGAAGGCGACUCCAUCUUUGGCACAAAAAGCACGGUGAUGGUUUGCCUGCAAAAAGUGGCAGAGUUGAUCCUGAUCCUGAUCCUGCAGCUCAAGCAGCCGCAGAUUACCUCGUGAGGCUUGCCAUCCACAAGGGAAGCAAAGACAAUAUCACUGUAAUUGUGGUGGACUUGAAAGCUCAAAGGAAGUUGAAGAGAAAAAUAUAGGGCAUAAUAAUUGUUCCCGUUUUCUUCCUUCCUUCCAGAAAUAUUUUUUAACGGUUAAAGCAAAUUCCUAGUACACUAGUAUUGAGCAAUCUAAUGCUCUGUGAGUCCAAUUUUUCAAAUGGGCAACAGCAACAUGACAGCUUUGUAUGAGUAUUUCUGAUACUAAAAUCAGAUUUGUUUUUAACAAAAA